GACUAAGACAUACUUCCAGUACAAAAAGUAAUGAAUUAGAAACUUCUUGACUCACCUGCCAAACUGGUCAAACUUCCUGGACUAUGCGUCAUUGACUGGACUAUAUAUCUACGUGUCAUUGAAACUCAUUUAACAAAAUGUGUCAAAAGAUGGAUCUUUCAACAGAAAUGUCGAGUAGUUCCAUUUUAGAAGAAACAAAGAGUCUCGCUACAUAUUCCAAUUAUCCCCAGUUGAUGAAUCGAGAAUUGAGGUAUAUACCACAUUUCUUUAAUGGGCCUUUGGGCUCCCUGAUCUUUAAGGAAAUUUGCCAGUUCAUAAACAGAGAAUUGAUCUCUGCUGGCGUCCUUUAUUAUGUAUCUCAUGGAAAAAUAUGCAGGGUGACUGAAUUUAACGGUUCCACAUACUCAUUAUUAGAGUCUUUGUUCAACGAGAGGAUGGAAAUGAAACGUGAAAGCAAAUAUACAGUCUCUGUCAUUGAAGAACGUUGGUUUCUGCUUGGUGCUUCCGUUUGUUGCAUUUGUGUUAACGGCCUCCCAGUAGGUACAGGCUUCUUGUUGUUUGAUCGUUAUAUCCUAACAAAUGCACAUGUCAUUAAGCGUAUUAUUAACGAAGGAAACUUACUGCAGGAGGUCUCCAUCAUGUUUACCUUUGACGACAUGAAGGGUGGAACAUACUUCCUCCCUUUAAACGUAAAACCAGAAGUUGUUGUUGGCUGGUUUGAUGAUAAUUGGCAAAUUGGCAUGGAUUUUGUUUUACUGGAGCUGGAUCUGCAGGAGCAUGAGGCUCAGAUACUACCUCCUGCUCUUCUGAGUACAUAUGGACCUCCCUCGGGGAUGGGAGACAUCUACAUUAUUGGUCACCCUGGUGGUGGGGGAAAAACGAGUGAGCUAUGUCCCAUUACUGAAGAUCCCAUCUGUUUAGAGGGUAGAAUAUUCAGGUAUAAAACAAAUUUCACAGAAUGGUCCUCAGGCUCCCCAAUCUUUGGAAAAAAUUUCGAGUGGCUAGGCAUGCACACUGGUGGCGACAAAGUCAGUGAUGGAAGUGCAAUUGGAUUCGGCAUUUUCAGGAGGUUUAUAGUAAAGAAUUUGAUCCUACUUAUGAUACAACAAAAUAAAGGUGAACCUCUGUCAAAAUUUUUCGAUGCAGUAAUAUAGAGUGAACAUACAAUUGAGCUCAUUUCCGAAUUUAUAUGACGUAUGUUAUCAAGUUAAAAUU
Molecule: messenger RNA, 1215 nt
Organism: Brienomyrus brachyistius
Lineage: Eukaryota; Metazoa; Chordata; Actinopteri; Osteoglossiformes; Mormyridae
Exons: 2
Coding region: 138-1154 (338 amino acids)
Source: RefSeq, a predicted model, not a curated record